Schistosoma guineensis is the source of this 2447-nucleotide messenger RNA. NCBI's taxonomy places the organism in Eukaryota, Metazoa, Platyhelminthes, Trematoda, Strigeidida, Schistosomatidae. The record is from the annotation of a GenBank genome assembly.
GUCAGAGCUUUACAAAAUAUUUUCAAGUAUUGAAUAUCUUUUACGUAAUAUUAGAUGAGUUAUGACAAUCUAUGUGAUGGAAGUUUUGUGGAGGCCCGUUAUUUUUUAAUCGUCAUUUAGAUCGGACGAUGUUGUCGUCCGGGCUUUCCACUUUAGUGGCCCGUGGAUCUGACUCCAAUUAGAUCGUAUGAAUGUUUGUUAUCGCCUAUCCUAUUGUAUAAUCAUCGACUUUAAUCGCGUUAGUCAAUAACGGAUUUAGAUAAGUCAAAUAAUGAGAAUGGACUUUUGAAUACACAUAUUUUGUAUAUAAAGUGAAUGGAAUAAAACGAAGCAAAACGACGCGCAAUGAAGAUGGCGGGUAAGCCAACUCCCCUUUAAUCAAGCGUUAAUCAAUAUUUAUAGUUAUACAAAAGUAAGUUAAUGAAAUGUGAUGAGUAAUGGGAUAAGAAAUGUACACAUACACCUACGCGCUCAUAUAAAACCAUCAUCAUUUUCAUUCUUCUGGACCAAAGCAGAGAAGCAUAUUAACUUCUCAGCAUUUCAAAUCAUUAAAAGAAUUGCGAAAUAAUGCCGAUAUUAUUAUACUUAAACCCGAUAAAGGAUCUGGUGUUGUUAUUAUGAAUAAGUCAGAUUACAAAAAUAAAAUGGAAUCCAUUCUCAGUGAUAAAAGUAAAUUUUUGGCUGAUGUUGACUUUGAUGGAUUACGUAAAUUAGAAAAGAAAGUGAACUCGAAUCUUGUGAAAUUGUUAAACAUGAAUGCUAUUAACAAAGAUGAGUUUAAUUUAUUAAAACCUAUGGGUUCGGCAUAUCCUAAUUUAUAUGGAUUACCGAAAAUUCAUAAGCCUAAUACCCCCCUACGUCCAAUUCUAUCUAUGUGUCGGUCACCUACACACAACCUGGCAAAAUGGCUUACAAAAUUAUUAAACCCUAUCAGAAAUCAAUAUUGUAAGUAUUCUUUGACUGACUCAUUCGAAUUAAUUAAUUACUUAAAGGAUAUAAAUAUAAAGACAAAGACAAUGUGCUCCUUUGAUGUAAACACUUUAUUUACAAAUGUACCUCUUAGGAAAACCAUUGAUAUUUUGUGUGACUUUAUUUCUUCGGAAAACCUUCCACUACCUUUUCCUGUUAAAACUCUUAAAGAUUUAUUAUUAUUAUGUACAGACAAUGUAAAAUUCACAUUUGAAGGUGAACACUUCAGACAAAUAGAUGGUGUAGCUAUGGGCAGCCCUCUAGGACCAUUGCUAGCUGAUGUAUUCAUGGGAUAUGUGGAAAAUUUAGUUGGAGACUCAAUUCGAAAGAUGAGUCUGUAUAAACGAUAUGUAGACGACAUAAUAAUCAUAGGUGAUAAAAUUGAAGACAUAAGCCACUUGUUAGAAGAAUUCAAUAGUAGUCAAAACCACAUUUCUCUUACAUGUGAAGAAGAGAAGAACAACCAACUUCCUUUUCUUGACAUCCUGAUUACUAGGAGAGAUGAUGGUUCCAUUAAACGUGCUACAUAUAGAAAACCAACAUGGACAGGACAAUAUCUUAAUUUUCAUAGUCACUGCCCUAUUCAUUAUAAACGUGGUUUAAUAAAGAGCUUAUUCAAUAGAAUCAAUCGUAUUUGUACUAGUGAUACUAUUGAAGUAGAGAUGAAGCUCUUGACUGAUGCGUUAUUCAAUAAUGGUUACCCUUUGAAGUUCAUAAACCGCUGGAAGGGUUGCAAUAUGACUAGACCUAUGAUGCUUCUGGCACCCAAAAAGCGAGUUUAUAUUACGCUACCAUUCAGAGGUGACACAAAUAGUCUCAUGUUGAAACAGAGACUUAAAUUAGCUAUCAACCGGACAUUUUAUGCAGCCCAACUUGUCAUUAUCGAAAAGACAAGGUCUAUGUUUCACCAAAAGCCCAAACAGCAUCAAAACGAUUGUGUCACAUCCCAUUGUGUCUAUCAAUUUACAUGUAUGUGUGGAAACACGUACGUAGGGAGGAGCAAUCGUGAUUUGCAAUUAAGGGUGGGUGAACAUAUACCAAAAUGGUUGCAAAAUCAGAUGAAUUCCAAUGGUGAAAUAAGACCACAGGAUAGACAGACAUCAUCAUCCAUUACGAAACAUUUGAUUGAGACGGGUCAUAAGGUUGAUAUCAAAUCAGCAUUUGUUGUGUUGUACAAAAGCCUUCAAGGACGUAUACUAAGGUUUAUUGAAGCCUUGGCUAUACGAAAAUUGAAACCCCCUUUAUGUGUUCAAAAACAAUUUGUACUUACACUUAACCUACCCUGGUAGUACUGAUUUACUGUCCAGAGUGGUAAUCACAUUUGUUUUUGUGUACUUUAAUAUUUUUUCCUUUGUUAUGACUUACCCUUAACCUGUCUAGUUGACCUUUUAAUUUUUUCAUAUAUAAAUGUUCUUAACAAGUAUAUGUGUGAUCAGAUUGUUCGAAAUGUAUUGCGCAAAUAUAUCACAUAAUUCUGA